Molecule: messenger RNA, 2743 nt
Organism: Linum tenue
Lineage: Eukaryota; Viridiplantae; Streptophyta; Magnoliopsida; Malpighiales; Linaceae
Source: the annotation of a GenBank genome assembly
CUGUAAUCAGUCUGUGCGUUAGCGGAUUUAAAAAAAAAAAAAAAAUCUGCCGGCAAACCAAACCCGGUAUUUCCUGCGCCUGCCUCUACCGUUGGAAUCGAAGUUAAACUCUGCCUCCUGGUAGCGACCUAAUAAGUAGUAUCAUGGCUGGAGACGGAAAGCCUGUUGGCUCAUCAAUGGCGUGGAAGAUGAAAGCCUAUGCGUUGCCUCUGCUUCUCUUCACCCUUUCUCUGUUCUAUCAACUUGCUGUUCUCCCUAACUCUUUCCCUCCUUCCCACUACGACGUGCUGGGGAUCAAACGCUAUAGCUCAGUUGAAGAAGUGAAAGAUGCUUAUGAGCGCCUCUCUUCUAAGUGGAGAUCGGGUGAGGAGAUUCCUGCAACUGUUGAUUUUCUCAAGGUCCGAUAUGCUUUUGAGUUGCUGACAAAUCCCAUUUGGAAAAGGGACUAUGACUAUUUCGGCAUUGAUGAGCAACUUUCGGUUCUUGACGCAGCCAAAUUGCAGUAUGCUGAAAAUAGCUUUUCACAUGUGGACCUUCCAUUGAUUAAUGAUACCUCUUUUGGAGAUCAAGCUCUAAACGGGAUGUCAUCUUGGGAUGGAGCAACUAAUAAUUCUAAGCCACUCCUCCUUCUGGUGUGAAUUUCACCCAUUACUCUUUAAUUUUGAUCAGAUAACUUCUUAUUUCAUACUUACACUAACUCGAGUUUGCUUCUAUGUGUUUCAUUGGUUUGUGCUCUCUUUCAUUAAAUAUCACUAUUAAUAUCAUGUUCCAGUUAUACUCCAAAGGAAGCAACCGUUGUGCUAGAUUUCUGGAAACAUGGAAGCGAAUUGCUGAUUUUUUGGAAGGAACUGCUACUAUUGGCAUGGUGGAAGUUGGUGAGGUUCAAAUGGCAACAUCAUUUGCUGAGAGAAAGCCAACUGGCCAGUUCUUCUUCAGAAAUGGUCUCCCAUCUCUUGUUGCUCUUCCAUCGGGCUGCCAGACAUCAGAUUGUCUUAUGAGGUUUGAGGGAGAUUUAUCUGUUGAUGCUGUCACCGACUGGUUUGCAACUUCUGUUAUAGGGUUACCUCGAAUUCUGUACUAUUCAAAGGAGUCACUAGUACAAAAUUUCAUGGCCAAGAGUGGUCCCCAUAAGGUCAAAGUCAUUUUCUUCUCCAAAACAGGAGAGCGUGCGGCUCCAUUUGUUCGUCAAGCAGCUAAACAUUAUUGGGCUCAUGCAUCUUUUGGAUUCGUCUUAUGGCGUGAAGAGGAUUUUUCCUUCUGGUGGAAUUCUUUUGAGAUCGAAUCUGCCCCAGCUGUUGUAUUUGUCAAAGAUCCAGGUCUCAGACCUGUGGUCUUCCAUGGUUCACUCAACAAUUCAGUGCUCUUGGAUCUCAUGGAAAACAAUAAUCAGCAUGAACUUCCUCAACUUAGAAGCGUGACAUCUAGAAAACUUGGCUGUGAUGCCCGGGGAUACUCUCAAGCGGGAAAUCAUGUUACAUCAUGGUAUUGUGUUAUUGUAGCAGGUAGACUGAGCCCAGAACUCAACAAAAUGCGUGAAACCUUGCGCAGGGUGCAAGAACUACAGUCUGGUGGUGGUGACUUGAGUAUUGAUAAAGAGCAGUCUUCAUCGAUGGUAAUGGCACUGAAAAGUAAGCGAUUGACAUUUGCAUGGCUUGAUGGGGAAGCUCAGGAGAAAUAUUGUUCAUUCUACCUUCAGUCAGAAACCAGCUAUGAUACUUGUGGACCUAGGAGGGAUGUGACUGAUGAACCUAAGUUAUUCCUUGUACGUUAUAAGAGGAAUGAAACUGAAGCUGAUAUUGAGGCUGAAAAAACUCAAAAGAACAAAUGGAAUGCUCUGCUAAAUGAAGAUGUGGAUCCUGCAUCACAACUGGUCGCACGAUACAAUGGCUCGAGUGAGAUCCCUGAGAUCAUCAAAUGGAUAUCUCAAACAAUCAGUGAUGGUGACACCAGGGAUCUCCCUUUCUAUAGAACUAAAACCCCUGAUCUUGUACCUGAGGACUCAGAACCUAUGUGGUCAAGAGGUGCCCAAAGCGUUCUUUCGAAAAGCAUUGGGGUUAAACACAGUUUUCGCAGAAUCAUAAGCAGAAUCAGUGAUCAUGUUGGAGACCCGAGGAUCGGGCCUAUGCUACUGCUGGGUGCUUUAAUGUCUUUUGGGACAAUAUGGUUGAGCAGGAGUCAACAAAAGCCUCACACUCAGCCAGGCCAGCAGAAUGAAUCGGCUGAAGAGGAUGAAGCUGUGAAAAGGCGAAGAGAGAGAUCAAGAAAUGCGCGAAAGAAAGAUAAACCGCCGUCCAUGACAGAUUCGGAACCCAAAGAUGCUUACCAAAUGCCUAUGUCAGAUUCUGACUCAGAAUAGUUCUUUAGAGGACACGAUAGGCCAAAGGAGGUUGAUCCAACACUCAACAAGCUUCAUCUAAUUUCUGGGUUUGUCUUUCACCAAUUCGCAACACAUACACAUGCCACAGACAUUGUAACAGAGUGGACAGAUCUAUUCGCAGGUUUGUAACUUGUAUGGAAGAUACACUUCCAUCCGCAUAGGCUUAUCUCCCAACUGUAAGAUGUGGAACGUGAACUGGUUGGUUUAAUUUAAUUUAAGCUUGCGAAGUUGGUACUGACCUUUCUAUAUUGUCAGACUCGGACUACGACACUUUGAGUGGUCUGUCUGUCUGCGGUGCGGCGAUCGUUACAAACUCAUUACACAUGGAUGAUACAUAUAUAUGGGUAAAUGUCAUGAUUGGGCAAU